UCGCUGCCCUCCAGAAAAAGUUGAAUCACAGGGCAUAGCGCCGGAGAUGUUCCCCGGUGCCACCACAGUGGAGGUAUGCGGACCUGUGUGCGGUGGUGGGGCCGCGGUGGUCUCCCCACCCGCUCGGGAAUUCUACUUCUGUUAGUCCCAACGUUUCUCCUCGCGCUCCAGCUCCUUGUGGUCGGGCCAUGGUUACCUCGAGCCACAAGGGUGGGGGUGGAGGAGCAGGAGGGCGCGGUUGCCUUUUCCGUUAUUAGCAUCGAACCGGAGAGGAGCUCACGCCAACGGGGAUCCCCGUCCGGAGGACCGGGUCAGGAGGAAGAGGACGAGGAGGUUGAAGUGGAAGAUGGGGGAAGGAGGGAGGGGGCUCGAGCGUUUGAGGAUGAGAACGAGAUGCACUCGCGCCAGAUGGGACCCAGAACACUGGAGGUGCAGCCAUGGGCGUCAGACAAGCCGUCCUUCACAGCAGAACUCAAUCGUAUCAUCACUUCUAUCACCAGGCCACAGCUAAACUGCUCCAGGGUUUUGUCUCCAGGUCAGGCUCAGGCAUCACAGCCCCCUGCAGAUUCACCCCACUGGCUGCUGUGUGCUGAAGACUGGCUCCUUCCUGCUGCAGAUAGACCAUGUGUUGCAUACUCCUUUAGUAUGGAUGGGAGAGAUGCAGAGUUUCUAAAGACUGUGUCACUACUGGGAUGUGAAGUCCACAGUUUUGAUCCCAGCAACUCCAAUGCAUCUGGUGGUCACCUUGGCAACAGUUUGGCUAGUAACCAUGGUGAUGGAGGCGUGGUCAGUCGGCACAAGAUGUGGCUGGAGUGGCGAGCUCCAAGGAAGCGCAAGCACAAGACUAGAGGCAACCUGGGUAGUGUUUCUCAAACACUGGCAGACAUCAUGGCAGCUCUGGGACAUCACACAGUUCACUUCCUUUAUGCUGACCUGCUCAGUGCUGAAUGGCGAGUUUUUCAGAACUGGAUUGAGUUGGGAACUCUGCAGAGUGUCCAUCAUGUGGUUGCCACAGUGCACCUGCAAUGGGCAGGGUUUGAAGUGGGCGGAACCAAUGAGGAAGUGCUCCGCUAUUGGUUCAGUGUCCUGCAGGGUCUCCAAGCUUUUGGACUCAAGCUGGUCCACAGCUCUGCAGGAGAGGGUCACAGUGUCCUAAAACAGACAGUACCUAAUGCUCACAGCUCCUACACACUCAGCUGGGUCAACACAAGACACUGACACACACACAUGAAUGGACACAGGCGUACCAGACGACCGGACAUUGUGGAUGGCCAACAAGAGGGAGAAGGUCGACCUUAAAAUAGUUGGUGGAGUUAUACUUUACUAACAAAAAACUUAUUUUCCUGUCAUUUCAGGCACACACUGUUCUUAACAGACAUCUCCCUCUAGUGGAGAUGUAGGGAUCUUCCUUUUUAUCACUCCACCCUUGGAGGGAAAUACUGUUGUGAUACUGAUUAAUUUGACCAAUAUGGAGCAGGAGGAGGGCUUGCUGAUUUAACUGGGCAACAGUGCUGUAAUGUAGUAAUUAGACUUACAAAUUUUAUUUUGUCUCAUUUGCAACAUAAAAAACAGCAGAUACUGUCAAUCUAAAUUGUUGCCACUGCUGGGUUCGGUCCUAAGUAGUGCUAAAUACCAAACAGACCUUUGAUUUUAUCAAUACUACAUCGUAUUAUUAUAUCAUACAGUACGACCCCUUUCAUUAAUCAUUAAUUUAAUCCAGAUGGAACUUGAAUGUAGAUUCAACAGAUUAUGGAGAUUCAGCAGUUUAUUUAUUGUAUUUUUUUUACAUUUCUGUAGGCCUGAAAUGCUUUUAUGUGCAAUAACCCUUUACAUUGAAGAGAAUGUUAAAUUAUAUUCAGACUAGUAGUGCCUACUGUGCAAUAUGUAGAAAUUUGUCCAUUAUGCUGAUGCAUUUUUGCACUGUACUGUGUACUGUAUAACAAACGCAAAAAAACAGUGAAACCGUGUUAUAAAGUUGCAUUAUUACCACAAUAAAAUACCAAA
Molecule: messenger RNA, 2004 nt
Organism: Chelmon rostratus (copperband butterflyfish)
Lineage: Eukaryota; Metazoa; Chordata; Actinopteri; Chaetodontiformes; Chaetodontidae
Product: methyltransferase-like protein 24
Exons: 5
Coding region: 76-1218 (380 amino acids)
Source: RefSeq, a predicted model, not a curated record